Polypterus senegalus (gray bichir) is the source of this 1010-nucleotide messenger RNA. RefSeq names its product 15-hydroxyprostaglandin dehydrogenase [NAD(+)]-like. The record is from RefSeq and is a predicted model, not a curated record. The transcript is spliced from 7 exons. Gene Ontology annotation, cellular component: cytoplasm. Bases 161 to 859 code for a protein of 232 amino acids. Gene Ontology annotation, molecular function: oxidoreductase activity, acting on the CH-OH group of donors, NAD or NADP as acceptor. Lineage: Eukaryota; Metazoa; Chordata; Cladistia; Polypteriformes; Polypteridae.
GGAGGGAUUCUUUUGUUUUUAGUGUCAGACGUCUAGUAGCAAGAAUCUGCCUUCCUAUGAAAAGUUCGCAUCGCUUUAAUCUCCGCCAGAAUUUGACGAUCGAUGUAAAGGUUCUUUGAUUUUUUUUUUUUCGAAGAUUUUAUUUGUUCUGCGGACCGAAAUGGACUUGAAUGGGAAAGUUGCUCUCGUAACAGGAUCCGCGCAAGGACUUGGGAGAGCUUUCGCCGAAAUUCUACUUAAAAACGGCGCAAAGGUGAGUCUUCUGGAUAUCAAUGUUCCUAAGGGUGAAGAAAUGAAAGCUGUUUUUGACCAAACAUAUGGUCCUGAACAGACUACUUUUAUCCCCUGCGAUGUUACUUCCGAGGUUCAAUUAAAAGAUGCAUUUCACAAAACAAAAGAGAAGUUUGGAAAAUUGGACAUUGUAUGCAAUAAUGCUGGCAUAGCCAAUGAACAAGACUGGGAAAAGACUAUCACUGUUAAUCUGAAUGGAGUCAUCAGAGGAACUUAUUUGGCAAUGGAAAUCAUGAAACAACAAAAAGAGGGUGGUGUUAUUGUCAAUACUGCAUCCCUUGCAGGUUUGGAACCACUUACAUUGAUGCCAGUGUACUCGGCUACCAAACAUGGAAUUAUUGGAUUCACUCGGGCCAUGGCAAAGGCUUCCACCAUUUGCAAAUCUGGGGUACGGCUUAAUGCCUUGUGUCCUGCAUUUGUACAGACCAAUUUGAUGGACAAUGUAAUAGAUAAUGAUCAACUGGCUGGAGUAGUGAAGUCUAUGACACUCGAUAUCAUGAAAAGAAUUGGUCCACUAAAAUAUUCCUGUUUAUACAUACUGCAAACCCACUUCCUGGUCCACAGUUAAACAUGCAGGAUGUGAUAUGCCAUGAUCUUCAAUUUGAACAACUUCAAUUGGUCACCUGGGUCUAAUGAAGCACCGUCCGUUAACAGAGAGUACUUCAGUUCAGACACUGAAUCUCCAUGGUAAAAAAAAUGGAUUGCUCUGCACUAUUACC